CUAUUUCUCUCUCUCUCUCUCUCUCACUCUCUUUCUUUCUCUGGCAGCACUCAGCUUUUUUGGCAGGAGUGACCAGAAUAAAAACAGCAACACCAGACAUAGAAGAGAAAAAAGUGCAAUGAUCCAUCGAACCAAAGGCUUUGCCCUUUCCUAAUUACGUCGUGUCCAGUAUCAUUUUCUUUUUUUCCUCCCCCUCUUCAUUUUUUUUGAGACAUUUUUGAAGUGGUAAUUAGCUCUUGGAGAAUAAAACCAGCUGAUUCGGGGAGGGCCAGUGCAUUUUGGGACGAGAUGGCUAACAGGAGGGUUGCGUUGCUCCUUCUCGGAUUCAUCCUCAUCAUACAGCUGAGUCCUUCACUCCAAGGAGGGGUGUAUGUGCCACCGGGUUCAGCUGGAGCAGGACCAGGAGGUGCUGGAUUGCUACCAGGUGCUGGAUUUUACCCAGGCGCUGGGGUGUCCCAAUACAAAGCAGCAAAAGCAGCAGGAGGAUAUGGAGGUGCUGCUGGGACUCAGACAGGAGCUUUAGGGGUUGGAGGUUAUGGAGCUGGUGGUUAUGGGGCUUAUGGUGCAUAUGGUGGUGCUGGAAGAUUGUACCCAGUGGCUGGAGGUCUGAAACCGGCUAAACCAGGUGCUGGGUUACCUGGAGGAGGUCUUCCUGGAGGAGGUCUGCCUGGAGGAGGUCUUCCUGGAGGUGCCGGUGGAAAGCCUGCUAAAGGAGGGCCAGGUGCAGGAGGAACUGGCCCUGGUUCUGGCCUCCCAGGUCUUGUCAUUCCUCAGACCGGGGUACAAGGACUGGGCCCUGGUGGGGUUGGACCUGGGGGAAAAGCCGCAAAGCCUGGAAAAGCUCCAGUGCCGGGAGUGGGAGUGCCUGGACCUUAUCAAGGAGGACUUGUUCCUGGACAAGGCUUCAAUGGGCGGGGUGUUCUUCCUGGUGUAGCCACAGGAGCUGGACUCAAACCUAAAUCAGCUGCUGGUGGAGGGCAGGGUCUGGUACCAGGUGGUGGUGGGCGUGGAUAUGGACCACUGCAACAAGGAGUAGUUCACGGAUACCCUCUCAAAUCUCCCAAAGCCCCAGGUGCUGGGUUACCCUACACUGGUAGUAAACUUCCUUACGGUUAUGGUGGUUUUGGUGGAGGUGCUGGACUCCCUGGUGGGAAAGGUGGAGCUGGCUCCAAGCCCGGUUAUCCAACAGGGACUGGUACUGGAGCUGGUUUAGGUGGGGCUGGAGCUUUUCUGGGUGGUGCUGGUGGACUUUACCCUGGCAUAGGAGGUGCGGGUGUUCUUACUCCAGCUCAAGCUAAAGCAGCUAAAUAUGGUGCUGGUCCUGGUGUUACUGGUAUUGGUGGUGUACCAGGCGCAGGUGGACUCUUUCCUGGGGCAGGGGGUCCUGCUGCACUCUCCCCUGCUCAGGCAAAAGCUGCUAAAUACGGUGCAGGAGUAGUUCCUGGUGGAGCUGGGAUUGUUCCAGGAGCUGGAGGGGUUUAUCCUGCAACGGGAGGUCUUACUCCCGCUCAAGCCAAAGCAGCUAAAUAUGGUUUGGGUGGGGCAGCUGGAACUGGUGUUGUUCCCGGUGUUGGAGGACUGUACCCUGGAGCUGGAGGUGCACCAGUCGGUGGAGUAGUGGGGGGAGCCGGGGGAUUCCAGGAACAGCUCCAGGAGCUGGAGUGUAUCCAGGUGGAGUGAAGCCUCCUAAAUAUGGUAAGAGCUUUUACACAUGUUUCAGGUGUAAAUGGAAUUUUACAAUGUAGUGCGGACAAACACAGAAUAAAAAAAAAUUCAGUUUAACACUUUUGCUUGGAAUUCUCUUCCAGUUAUGGUUUAUAGG
Molecule: messenger RNA, 1822 nt
Organism: Cyprinus carpio (common carp)
Lineage: Eukaryota; Metazoa; Chordata; Actinopteri; Cypriniformes; Cyprinidae
Product: elastin-like
Exons: 24
Coding region: 289-1680 (463 amino acids)
Molecular function (GO): extracellular matrix structural constituent
Source: RefSeq, a predicted model, not a curated record